AUGCCUUUGCCACCUGCGUUGGCUGCUAGAUUGGCUAAGCGAGGAAUAUUAAAAGAAACUACUAAUACUGAUGUAGCAUUUGAUGCACCAACAGCUCAAGUUAACGAGGAGAUUAUAGCAGAAGAUUACGAUAAUAACACAGACCAAGUGAAUCAUAAUGAACGUUUCUGGGAAGGUAUAGAAGGUGUAAAUGUUGACCCUAUUAAAGGUCAUAAGGGUUGCCCCAAUAAAAGUAAUAUUUACCAUGAGUGCUCGAAAUAUUGUGUUAAAACGUGGAAGCAAGGCAAACCGUCACCAUCUGACAAAUAUUUGGAAGUCAAACGAAAAGUCUUAGAACUAUGGCCCUUACCACCAGGAUGGGAAGAAGUAUACGACGAAGGUACUGGGCAUUAUUACUUUUGGAAUGUUCACAAUAAUUUAGUGUCAUGGUUGCCGCCAUCCCAUCCUCGAGCAAUUCAAAGCGAAAGUGCGGCACAUCUACGCGAAGAAAGAUUAUUACGUGAAGGGGAUGAAAGUGACGACAGCAGCGAAGCUUCAGAUCAAGAAGUGCCGCAGCAGCAUCAAAGGAUGAAAAGAGUUGAUAGGAAGGAUAGGGAAAGAGAAAUGGUUCAUCACAGGGAUAAGAAGAGGCAUAGGGUUAAGGAUAAUGACCUAGAUCCUAUGGAUCCCGCCUCUUAUUCAGAUAUUGCGAGAGGUGGCUGGACGGCAGGUUUAGAUGCUCAUGCGAAGACAGGGGUUGAUUCAACAGCUUCUGGUUCUCUGUAUCAGAUGAGACCUUAUCCUGCUCCAGGGGCUAUCUUGGCUGCUAAUGCUAAGGGCUCAUCACCACCUCCAUCUCCCAAUUAA
Molecule: messenger RNA, 846 nt
Organism: Danaus chrysippus (African queen)
Lineage: Eukaryota; Metazoa; Arthropoda; Insecta; Lepidoptera; Nymphalidae
Source: the annotation of a GenBank genome assembly